Funneliformis geosporum is the source of this 1725-nucleotide messenger RNA. NCBI's taxonomy places the organism in Eukaryota, Fungi, Glomeromycota, Glomeromycetes, Glomerales, Glomeraceae. The record is from the annotation of a GenBank genome assembly.
AUGAAUGCAAACACAGAUAGAGAAGCCGUUGCCAAAGCCGUACUCAGAAGCGAAUGUGACAAUUAUUUUUACGAGUACCUGAUACGGAGAAGGAAGCAAGCUUCUUUCGUGAAAGAAAUUCAAGUCGAACAUAGUUCCUAUUGUGCUACACUACAUAAAUUUAAGAGCGAUCAUGAACUCGGAGUCAACGUACAAAGUGCUUUGGACGCGUUUGAGUUAUGGCUUUUACCGAGUAAGAGCAUCUUCGGUUGCUCUUAUGAUAAACUUAGGUUUGGGCUUUAUCUAGCAAGAGCAUCUUCGGAGGAAAAAAAAUCUUCAAUAGUGACCAAUUUUUGGAAGGAAAUCCAAAGCUUACAAGAGGAAGAAAAUGCUAUUCGAUCCGCCUCAUUGGGGCACCUCAACAUAUUCGGGACAACGCUAACUCAAUAUGCAAAUAGAAUUGAAAGUACAAAUUUAUUUCAUCAUCAGCUAGAAGUUCAACAAAAAUUACCGGAAUCUAAUAUAAUGCGAAAUGAAAAUCAAGACCAUCAUGAAGAUAGACUAUUAACCAAUGUUACGGAUGAUUAUUUACAAGAAGCAGUGGAAUCCAUGGUCGGAAAAGUGGGAAGUAACAUAUUGAAAGUAGAUAAUGUAAAUUUGGAAGAAAUUUUCGAAAAGUACCGCGAUGAGUGUGAAAGUGAAUUUGAUGAUAUUAUGGAUUUGAGGCCCACUUCACAGUUGACAAAAAUUAUUCCCGAAGUGACGUGGGAAAAAUUUAUCUUGGAUACAUACCCUGAUCAUAAAAUAUCAGAAAAAUGGGAAGAAUUAAUUCAAGGUUUUUUUAAGCCAAAAAAUUCCCUAACCGAAUGGGAGAAAGCCUGGCGCGGACUUUUUGACGGAAAAGAAAGUAGUGAAGAUCUGGUGAUAAAAGAAACAUUAUACAAUAUUCUCUCUCCAUACAUUGAAGCUUUUAAAGCACCGUUUAAUAUACUAAAGUCCGGUGAUCUGGAGGAAAACCAAUUUAAUUCACAAUUUGUAAGUCCCAUUUUAAAAAAUACGCUCAAUGCUACUUGUAAUAUGGAUUUGAGAAUUCUCGAGGUUCCAAUCAGAAGUAGCAAAUAUCGACGCAAUUCUGAUAUCAACCCAUUCGUUGAUAAAGUUUUGAGUGCAAAACGUGCGGAUGGCCUGGCACGUCGAUGGCAAAGCCAGGAAGAAACAUUCGUAUAUGAACAGACAGGAGGACCAGAUGUUGAUGAUGUUACCGAUUUUUACGUCCACGAUUACAAAUUGGUGCGAACCAUCAGAACAAAGUCAUCAUUUAAUCUAAAUUUUGAAAAGCCAAAAAACAAUGGGAAAAUAUUUUUUGAUUGGAUGGAUAUGCGUGAUGUGUUGAAUCAACGAAUUAUUCUUCGGCUCAAUGACGGUAUAAAAGAUUGUAACAACUUGGCUAGUUUCGGUGCUCUGGGGCAUCGUGAUGAAGUAUUUCUGUUUUGGUGCACGAUACACCUAAGAUCUUAUUGUUUACGCGAAUAUGGAAGUUUUCACAUACCCACAAUAUGGCAAGAUCUCCCCUCUCUAUCUGAGGCAGUAAUAACAUGCUUAAAGUUUUUUUCUUUCAUGAAAAACAACAUCACAAGAAUUGAGUCACAUGCCGGACAAAAAAAGAAAUUACUUUCCAAGCGAAAGAUUCACACAGUGACGCCAAAUCCACCAACUCCCGAUAAAACAAAAAAACAAAAGAAAUAA